AUGGGUGUCGGUGGCCUGCGAACGCUGGAGGAGUUCAUCGAGUCCUGCCAAGACUGGUGCGUGUGCUUCUUCUUCCUGGCCUUUGCCUUCGUGUUCCUUCUGGACUGUUACUCCUACGUUGCGGCGUCGACUCAGGAGACAGCGUGUCAAACUGGUUGGACUUAUGGCAAUCAGGAGGAGAUUUCCGAUGGACCAUGGCAUUAUCAGGGAAGUGCGAAGUCACCGAGAAGGAACACUUACAAAUCGCCGGCAAGACCGACCAAGCAAAGCAAGCCCAAGCAGAAUCCUGGACGUCGAGUACCUCCUGCCGAACCUCAUUGGGAGCCAGAUCGACCCAGCAAAGACGAAUCGACAGCUUCCUCAACUACGGUCUCCGCAGCCGAAAUGCACCUGAAAGAAAUAUUGAAUGCAGUUUCUCAGAUGGACCAACCGCUCACCGCAGACGUGCAGAAGGCCAUCUCCAAUGCGCAGAAACUUGCAGCCAUCGAUCCAGCCAAGCAAUUGCAGAGUGCAGCAUCACGUCUUCGAUCCGCACGAGAACAAUUAGCCAAAGCGCGCGCAGCUCGUCAGACCAUGCACGAGUCCUGGGCCAAGUUCAUCUCGGAGGCCGUCGUGCGUUGGAACAAACAUAUCGAGGACUUCGAGGUCAAAGAUGCCGAGCACUUGGCAGCUAUUCAGACGGUCAUGGAGAAAUAUCAAAGUGCCAAAAACGAGGUGGAAGCUUCCAAGGAAGCGGUGGCUGCCUCGGACCUCACAACAAAGGACAGCAUCGAAGUCAACGACGACGAGCUGAUGGCCGACAACACACCUGGUAUCCAGGACGACUUAGCGUUCCAUGGUCAAUACCCUCGAACGCAUUCGCGAACGCCAAUCCGAACUGACCGACGACAAGCUUGCCAAGAAGCCUCGCAUCGAGAAAUCGGACGAGAAGGACGUGGAGAUCAUUGGCAGCCAAAGCAUGCAGCCUUUUGGCAAGGGGGGCAAACAGACUUGACAGAGGUUUGUCCACCCCUUACAUGCAAUGAUGCAGCUUACUGCACUUGGCAAUGGACGCAUUCGAUUUUGAUGGAGGACAAUUUCAUGAAUCCGUGGAGAGCUUGUGAACAUGCAGUUGAUCAAUGCAUCGAGGCGAUAGGCUUUGAUGACUGUUCCCGGAUGUUGGAUGGGUCCAACAACCAUUUUGAUCGUCAUGCACGAGACAGACCACGGCAUUCAGAUCUCAAAGUUUCGUUUUCCAACUUGAUUGAAGUGAUCAUCGGUGGUGUUGAUGAUUCAUUUUCAUCUUGUACUCUUUCUUGUGACGAUUUGCGCUUUUGGAGUGACAAACCAUGGAAUCUCCACAUUGAGCCCUCUUCCAUUGUGGAGCCGCUGUCAGAAAUGGCCGUGUCGAGCCCAAUGGAAUGUGAAUGCUCUUUACGUGAUUGUCACCGCAUUGAUCGAGCUGGCACUGUUAUGACUGCCCGAUUUAUUGAAAAUCAUCGCACUCAGCUUUUGCAAGAGGCAGUUUCAGCACCAGAUUGGAUGUGUGGGUCCAGAGCUGUUGAUCUGCUUCGAAUUGCGCAUUUGACGCAGGAUCGCAGGUGGGUUGCCAGAAGUGGAAUCAUGAUGUUUGCUGUUGAUGAACUUGAACAAAUUCCUGACGGCAUUGCCAUUGACAUUGACAUUCGUGUGCCGCAGCCGGAGGAGGACAUCGUGUCAUUUGCUGCUUGGACUCGACGCAACUAUCCUCCGGAUCAGCCAAUUUUUGAGUUACCACAGGCAGUUCAAAAUCACGAACAUGGGCAACAACCUGAGCAAGAUGACGAUGAAUCCAGUUCCAGCGAUGAGGAAGCUGCAGACACUGGUCAUGAUUGGAGAUUCACACACGUGUUUCGUACACGGCGGCGUGUCUUUCAUGGACAUCUGCCUUGGGACGAUGCUUUCACAUUUCAGCAGCGCGUCUCUGCCCUUACCAACGUUGAUGAAGAUGACAUCACCUUUUGUCAUCACGUGGAACAUCGUCCAGCAGAUUUGCAAGCAGCUCAUACCGAAGUCUUGCUCAUGCAAACAGUCAGUGACUUGCCGAUCGGCUCUGUGCAUCGACUUGUCCUCGUCGACAUUGAGUUUCACGAACAUUGGCCUUCCACAGAUCAUUCUACCUCCAGGACACAACAUCCUGAUGAUGACGUCACAACUUUUGUCCAACAACCGCUGCCAUUUGGAACACUUCGUCCUUUGCCGGCAGAUCAAAUGUUGAUGUCCGAAGUUGCUCAAUUGUGCUCUUCUCAAAUGGUACUUUGUCCUGGUCCUCAUGGCGCAGUUGCUUCAUCAACAUCCUCAUCAGCACAGCACCCCACGAGCACCGGGCACUCAUAUCAGACUGCAACGCCAGAUGCUCUUGCCUCUUUUACAGGGCACUUGCAUACGUUUCUUUCUCGAUCGAAUGGGACGCAACCUGCUACCCUGGAGGCUGGCAUUUAUCUGGAAGUCUGGUUCAGUGAUCAUUUACGGCGCCCACACAGCGGCAUUGGGAGACUGGUGUUGUUGCCGCAGGACAGCAUUGAUUGGAUGACUGCGAUCAUCGCUGCAUGGGACGACCUUCUUGAUCCAACUUUGCCAUGGAGCUGUCAUAUUGUUGAAACACAUGUUGGAGCAGGAGAUCCUGAUGCAGUAGCACAAUUGAUCCUUGUGCAAAAUCCUCAACCUGACCAUGUUUCCGUUUUGACCACCGUCUAUGGAGGCGAAGUUUGUGCCGACGAUGCAGUUUUGAUGUGUUACACACUACCCUGUUCUCAGCCGCACCAGCAUUUGAUGCUUCUCCUUGCACAAGGUCUUUACCGUGGGCAACAAUCAAAUGGACUGCGUACAUGGUGGCGUGACCUUGACAUCACGGACAUCCCCCAGCUUGAACUGCAGCAUGGUGCAGCAUUGACAGUGUGUGCGCAGACCUCAUCAUCAGUUCAGUUCGACGGAGGGAACACGAAUGCAGCACAUGACGACGCCACUUCAAUGUUACAGCAUCACCAUACCAUCCGUACACAGAUUCAGCUGGAACGACUUGUCCCGGUUCCUGCACCAUCCGUUUGGGUUGAAAUUGACUGUCAACGUCUUGACUUUCUGCGCAAUCAAUUGCGUAGUUUUCCGCCCAUUCAGCCCAUGUUUGAUCGAGCAUUUUGUGAUUGGCAUUCAUCCACCUCAGAAGCACUUGGUGAUAUCAGUGACUGGUCCGAUGACAUACCAGUUGGAUUCACAUUCUACACUGAUGGAUCGUCUCACAGAGGUUCUGGUCAGGCUGCAGCAGCAGUCGUCCUUGUUGUGACCACGGCAGAUGGACCCAGAUGGGGUGGUUUCGCAACAACCUCUUGCCUUGGUUCGCCCUCAGCACCACGUGCGGAAGCCACAGCCUUGAUGUUGGCUAUUCGAUGGUGUAUCCAGCUAUCCGCCAAGUACAAGGGUAUGAAGCCUUGGUAUGAGUUUGCGUUUGAUUGUCAACACGUUGCAGGGAUUGCUCAAGGACGCCAAGGUGGUGAUCACAACUGCGACCUUCAUUUACCUAUGAGAGCCUUAUUGCAUUGGAUUGAGUCUGAUUUGUCAACGGCCUUCACCUGGACGCAUCUUCGAAGUCAUCAAGGCCAUCCAUGGAAUGAAGCCGCUGAUGCUCUUUGCAAACAUACGCUGGAUCAUGCAGCAACAUUGUUUGACCUUGCUGAAUUUCAUCAACAAUGUACCUUUGACGGCAAUGACUUGCACAUGAUCCAAUGGCUAUGGUUAUUUGAGCGCUCUCUCCAAGGAUGUCCUGAUGCUCCUCCGCUGGUCCACCUUCGAUGGCGUUUGGACAUUGCACAACCAUUGACGAGUGAGCCUCAUGCAGCAAUCCAUCCUGCUAUGAAGCGUCGUGAUCUACAACCUGACGGACCACGUGAAAUGGUGCACUUGGACCUUCAAGUUGGUACAGCGAAUGUCCUCACGCUUUACCCAGAGCAAGACUAUGCUUCACAAUACAUGGGCGCUCGUGCUGAAAGCCUUGCACGUCAAUUCCAUGAUUGCAAUUUGCAGAUCAUUGGUCUUCAAGAGACCAGGUCGCGUUUGGAUGGCCACACCAUGCUUGACAACUUCCAUGUACUUUCCGCGCCCGCUCAGAAACGUGGUCAUGGAGGCGUCCAACUUUGGGUCAAGAGGACUUUACAUGAUGAGAAGCUACGUCUUGACAUUGAACAGAGUCACUUGUUCAUCUUGCACGCAAGCUCUCGUCGUCUUGUCGUGCGACUUGCUUGCGGUGGGCUUCGUUUGAUUCUGAUUGUGCUACACGCACCCACUGACGAUGACGAAGCGACCCUCAGCAAAUUUUGGACGGCCACUUCAGCCGCUAUACCGCAGGCUUACCUCAGUUGGAAGUGCAUUGUGCUUGCGGAUGCUAAUAGUCGCCUUGGCUCAUCAAACACAGAGGCGGUUGGCGAUUAUCAGGCAACCACUGAGAAUGAAAAGGGACUCCACUUUCAUCGUUGGUUGUUGGAACGAUCUCUAUUUUUGCCUCAGACAUUUUCUGAACAUCAUCAUGGAGAAGGAAUGACCUGGACACACUCUACAGGCACCAAGGCCAGGCUCGACUACGUUGCGUGCUCCGAAGCUUUGCGAUCAACUCAGUUGUCUACCUGGAUUGACGAGCGAAUUGAUUUAUCACUACGUCGUGAGGAUCAUGCCUGUGUACGAGCCCUGGUGCCUAUCGACUUUCAUCAUGUGGCAUUGCCGCGGAAGCGACCGCAUUUUACUGUGACGGAAGUGGCGCCACAUCCUACCUGGGCGACUGACGUCCACACGCAUGCAGCAGUGCUUCAAAGUCUUUGGCAACAACCUAUGCAGCCCAACAAGGUCAUGCGCAAAAAGCACCUUUCUGCAGACACUAUCAAACUGAUUGCAGCCAAACGAUUUCAUCGACAUCAACUUGGCAAGAUCAGACGAUACCGGAGACAGGCGGUUCUGCGGCAGAUUUUUGACAGUUGGCGUAGUCAGCAUCCAUGUGAUGUCCAUUUCCAGCCUUGGUUGCGACAUUGUGACCGACUUGAAGCAGUUCAUGGCGCACAUUUUGCCGACCUCUCCCCACGUGUCGUGAUUGCAGUCCGACAGGACGACAUUGACUUCUACGAGUCAUUGGCCGACCAAGCUGGCUCUGAGUCCUUUCGUGGCUCACGGCGGCUCUGGGCUGCCAUUCGUCACGUCCUUCCGAGAUGGAGGAGCAAGCAAAACUCCAAUCUUCGUUGUGUUGGACCCACUACUGAGGACAAGAUCCACCAUUACAAUCUUCUUGAGGCAGGAGAGACCACAACCUAUCCGGACCUCCUGCACGAUUGCUGGCGCAAUCAACAGCACAACAUGCAUGAUGCUCCGCUUGAAGUUCCUCUUCACGAUCUUCCUACGAGAGCAGCCAUAGAGAACCAUUGCGCCAGGCUGAAGAUUCAGAAAGCUCCAGGUCUAGACCAGAUUUCUCCUGAGGCGCUUCGCCAGCAUGGUGUUGACCACGCUCCAGCUUUGACACUACUGCUGAUGAAGAUUUGGCUGACAGGAGCUGAACCAGUGCAGUUCAAAGGCGGACUCAUUCACACCAUCAGCAAAAAGCAGAAGAGCAAUCGGAUCGCUGACAUGAGGGGAAUCGCACUUCUCGACGGCAUUGCCAAGCUCUCACACGCUAUGUUGAGACAGCAAUAUAUCCCUCAUUUGUCAUUGCGGAGUGCUCCUCUACAACUAGGCGGCUUUGCACAUCAGUCCACUCUCUUCGCCACACAAUACUUGCGAGCCUGCGCACAUCAUGCAUCCAACAAACACUUGUCAUCAUGUGUUUUGUUUUUGGACAUCAAGAGCGCAUUUCACUCGAUGAUACGUGAAAUUGUGUUUGACAUGGGCACCGCUUUGCCACAGAGGUUACAAACCGUGCUGGAGCAAGCAGGGUGCUCUGUUCCCGAGAUCCAGCAACGAUGUGAUGGCAAACCCAAACUGCAUGGUGUUCCCCUGACUACUGCUAGACUUUUGAGUGAGGCCCACCGCUACACUUGGUUCACGAUUGCCUCUUCUGAUGAAAUCCAUCACACUCACAGGGGGAGCCGUCCUGGCUCUCCACUGGCUGACGCUGCCUACAAUGGGCUGAUGGUAGAGGUCAUCCAGGAAAUCCACACCUUCUUGCAGAAGCUGCCCCAUAUACAGGACGCAUGGCGUGUUAUGGGAUUAGGUAUGCCUGUUGUAGCAUGGAUCGAUGACUUGGCGAUCCCUGUGGUGACCACUACAGCCAACACUCUUGUUGAGACAGUUCAGGAAAUUCUGGAGGAGGUGGUCCGCAUUGGCAAGACUUUUGGGCUCAUCCUCAACAUGCACGCCAAGAAGACGGAAGCGGUGAUUGCCUUUAGAGGUGACGGUGCACAAGCCCAACGGCAACUUUGGUUUGGUGAACGUCAAGGUGCCAUUCAUGUGCUCAACACGGAGCAGGUGCUACGCUGUGUUCCACGCUACGAACAUCUUGGCACCAUGUUUUCAGCGGAUGGGACAAUCGCAGCUGAGCUACAUCAUCGCCUCACCAAAGCAAUCGCAGCUCAUCAUCAGGUGCGCAGACCAAUACUUGCCAACAAGCACAUUGACAGCGGCACAAGACUCAAACUUCUUGAAGGACUUGUUGCUCCAGUGCUGUUCUACGGCGCUGGAAGCUGGCCGCUGUUAAGCCAUCGCCAAAUCACCAAGAUACACGGGCAGUACAUGAAAUGGAUUAGAUCCAUUAUCGCCAACGGCUGCUGGACGUCGGGUAUGUUGUCCGAUCAACAAGUGCUUCUUCUUUGGCGUCUCCCUUCAGUUUCUCUUCGUUUGGCGAAAAUGCGUUUGCUUCACGCAUUCCAUUUCAUCAAUGAUUGCCCGCAAGCGAUUGUCGAUGUUGUCACGGCAACUGAAAAGCAUCAGGCAUCAUGGAUUCCAGCCUUGCGACAUGCUCUAUGCUGGCUUCAAACCAUGGACCCUGCCCUUUUUGGAUGGGACCCACGCAAUGCUCCGCUACCAGACCUCUUUGAAUGGCUGUCUACACAUCGAGCAGACGGUCCUCGGUUGGUUCGACGGCUAUACUCUCGGGCGCUACAGCAAGGAUUUGUGGUUGGAAGAGUGGUUCAGGCACAUUGGAAAUUGAAAGCAUGCUUGCAACAGUCACCUUCCUCUUCCUUGCCUUCCUCGCAGAUUGACGUCCUGAUUUCAACCUUUGUUUGUCGACGGUGUGCAAGCAAGUUUGGUACACUCCAUCAGCUGCAAGUGCAUCUCUGGCUUGCACAUGAAGAGAUUUCCGAGGAGCGUAGCAUGAUGACCUCUACGACUUGCAAUGCGUGCAAUGUUUGUUUUUGGAGCUCGCAGCGCCUUCAACAGCACCUUAGACACAGUCGCCGACAUGUCAAUGGUUGCUACGAGAAAUUAACUUGGAGAAGUGCCCCAUCACUCACUGCGCCCGACAUUGACGAGAUGCCCAGGCAGGAGAGAUUUCACCGCCAGCCGGCGAUGCGGGUGGCUUCUGUCCAAUCUUCAUGCGAAGUUCAGCUUUGUUCUAGGGAAGCAGCAGAUCAGGUUUGGCAGACACGUUGGAAAGAAGAAGGCUUGCCUGAGAACAUUGAGAUGGUUGCACCAGCGCCGAUUGGCGAAUGGGCACUAUGUGUAUGGAUCCUCGAUCAUGUGAAAAGGGACAGAUUUUGGAACGUGAACUUGGAUCUCUUUUUGCACAUUGACAAAGCCUUGAGAGAGCUGCUGAUUGAAUCCCACAUUGGUCAACUGAUUUGCUGGCGGCGACGCAUGGAUGAGGCCUACCAGCCGAUCACGGUCAAUGACAAGCUGAAUAAGCAUUCGCACUGUGAGCUGGAACCUAUUCCUGACCCAUGCAGUUUGCAGAUGCGACUCCUUUUGCCUGUGUUUGAGGAUAAGGUUUGUUUUACCCCUUCCAUUAAGGUUCCUCUUAUUUUGUUUGAGGGUAGACCUACCAUUCUCAUCAUCCACCUCUUUAGUGGACGCAGACGAGUUGGAGAUUGCCACUGGUGGUUGGAGCAUUUGAGUGCCAAGCUCUUGCCGGAAUACCCCGUGAAGAUGAUUGCCGUUGACACGGCAAUUGACCCAGUGUUUGGCGAUUUGUCCUCAGGUGCAAACUUUGACCUUAUUCUGGGUAUGGCAAAAGGCGGUGCCAUUGCGGCAUCGUUAACAGGCCCACCAUGUGAGACGUUCUCUGCUGCCAGAAACAUCAAGCUUGAAAAUGCAAGCGGCCCUCGGCCGCUCCGGACUCGUGAAGCUCCUUGGUGCCUCCACAACCGAACCCCGCGUGAGCUGCGUCAGGUUGACACCGGCACCGAGCUCAUGUUCAACUCUUUGCAGGUCGAGGUUUCCGUUGCACAAGCUGGUGGCGGCAGUUUGAUGGAACACCCUGCGGAACCGCAAGCAGAUGAGAAAGUCUCAGUGUGGAGGCUUCAAUGCCACACCGAUUGGUGCAUGAGGAUCCGGGAAGCUUGCCAACACAGGGUAGAUCAAUGGCUCUAUGGAGCCGUCGGCGUCAAGCCCACAACGCUCCGUGCUCUUCAUCUUGGCCCCCCGGAAGUGGUUGGCCGUGCUUUGAUUGACGGAGCUGAACCAUGGCGCACCCGGCCGACUUGCGGCCUACGAGGACGCGGAUCUGAUGGACAUUUCCUGACUGCACGGGCAAAGGAAUAUCCCAGCGCCCUGUGCAGGAGUAUCCUUGUGGCAGUCCUGAAAGGGCUACGCCACAGGAUUCACCGUGAUGGUGUAGCGGAUUUUUUUUCCCCAGAUCAUGCGCAGCUGAAUUGGCUCACGCAUAUGUGCAGUCAAUCAGAGGCCUUCACUCUGCAGUCAUAUCUGCCUGACUACCAGAGAUCGUAA
Cladocopium goreaui is the source of this 8871-nucleotide messenger RNA. The record is from the annotation of a GenBank genome assembly. NCBI's taxonomy places the organism in Eukaryota, Dinophyceae, Suessiales, Symbiodiniaceae.